Molecule: messenger RNA, 1306 nt
Organism: Carlito syrichta (Philippine tarsier)
Lineage: Eukaryota; Metazoa; Chordata; Mammalia; Primates; Tarsiidae
Gene: CFAP20
Product: cilia and flagella associated protein 20
Exons: 6
Coding region: 302-883 (193 amino acids)
Biological process (GO): regulation of cilium beat frequency involved in ciliary motility; cilium assembly; positive regulation of cell motility
Cellular component (GO): motile cilium; ciliary basal body
Source: RefSeq, a predicted model, not a curated record
GGAGGGAUUCAUUUUAAGCAGCGUGCGGCCCUCUGCCUCUCUUUAAGGCGGGGAGAGCGGUGUGGGCGGCAGUUGCUGUGGUUUCCGACCUGGGGUGGUGUUCCUGGAGCUGGAGAUUGAGGGCUCAGCGCUAUCGCGUCCAAGUCCAGCUCCCCGUGACUGCGGAUCGGGAGGUCAGAAGCUCAGCUACCCGUCUGUGGACCAGGACCGGCCGGCUGCUUUGCCUUCGCCUCACAGUGCUCGUGUCUACUCCGGGGCCUAAAUCGGCUCCGGGGCGGCCGAGGAGAAGGCCGCCGGCGAGAUGUUCAAAAACACAUUCCAGAGCGGCUUCCUCUCCAUCCUCUACAGCAUCGGCAGCAAGCCCCUGCAGAUCUGGGACAAAAAGGUGCGGAAUGGCCACAUCAAAAGAAUAACUGAUAAUGACAUCCAGUCCCUGGUGCUAGAAAUUGAAGGGACAAAUGUCAGCACCACAUAUAUCACAUGUCCUGCAGACCCUAAGAAGACACUGGGAAUUAAACUUCCCUUCCUUGUCAUGAUUAUCAAAAACCUGAAGAAAUAUUUUACCUUUGAAGUACAGGUAUUAGAUGACAAGAAUGUACGUCGGCGGUUUCGGGCAAGUAAUUACCAGAGCACCACCCGGGUCAAACCCUUCAUCUGUACCAUGCCCAUGCGGCUAGAUGACGGCUGGAACCAGAUUCAGUUCAACUUGUCAGACUUCACCCGGCGAGCAUAUGGCACAAAUUAUAUUGAAACCCUAAGAGUGCAGAUCCAUGCAAACUGUCGUAUCCGACGGGUUUACUUCUCAGACAGACUCUACUCAGAAGACGAACUGCCAGCAGAGUUCAAACUGUACCUGCCAGUUCAGAACAAGGCAAAGCAAUAACUGGAAUGCAACUCAAGGGACCGACCCUGGAUGUGACUCUUAACUUAAGGAAACUGUCUAGAGGACAAUACAAAAACAUAUUUAUAUUAAUUCACUCUGCUAUACUUUUAUUUACUACCUAGUGUCCCUUGUCAUGGACACCAGUGACCAUGCCAUAACUCUGUAAUUGCGUUGUAAGUACAGUGGGAAUAAGCAGUCUUGCGCGUGAUACGUGAAUGCUAGAGUUUAUCCUGCUGCCUGCCCCAGGGUGGGGGAGAUCAUUUACCAUGAACUUACAGAAUUAAAGAUGUCCCCUAAGGCAAUUUCAGACCACUGUUUCUUCCUACGGUUAUUCUUUGUUUUAUAUAUUAUCUAAAUAUAUGUAUAUGCUGUGUAAUACUCAUAAUCUGGAAAUGAAUAAAAUGUUAUAUUCUUGGUUUGUAA